Molecule: messenger RNA, 801 nt
Organism: Durusdinium trenchii
Lineage: Eukaryota; Dinophyceae; Suessiales; Symbiodiniaceae
Source: the annotation of a GenBank genome assembly
AUGCUCAUGCUCAUGCUGAUGAUCUUUGUCUUCGCAGUCUGGUUUACCACCAACGCCACCUUUUACCUACGAGAGUUUGCCGACACUGCAAGUCCGACGUGGUUCGAAGACCUUGGCAAUUCUACUUCGAAAAAUGUCAUCGACAUUCAACGGAACUUCGGUACCUUGCACGCCACCACCUAUUCGCUGCUGCGGUCCAUGCUGGGCGGCAUCAACUGGGGUAUCCUUUGUGACAUGCUGCUGAAGAUGGACACGAUCUCCCCGAUGCUCUUUAUUUUCUACGUCCUUUUCACCAUGCUAGCAGUGCUGAAUAUUGUGACUGGUGUGUUCGUUGACAAUGCUGCGGCGGCGGCAAAAACUCAGCGUGACUAUAUCAUUGAGAAGGAGCGUGAGGUGAAAGAGACGUACAUCAGGGAGCUUCAAAACCUCUUCUGGCAGAUGGACGACGAUGAGUCUGGCACAUUGACCGCAGCAGAGAUGCAACAGCUCGUCAAGGACCCAAAGAUGGCUGCAUACUUCACAGCUUUAGGUUUUGAGCCUCAUGACUGUGUGCGGCUUUUCACCUUGCUGGACACCGAUUCGUCUGGCACGGUUGACAUUGAGGAAUUCUUGGACGGGUGCUUGCGCCUCAAGGGCUUUGCACGAAGUAUCGACGUCCACUUCAUCAUGGUUUUGAUUCAUCGAUUGCAGAAGCAGCUGCUUUCCAGUCACGUGGAGGGUCGGCCAAAAGGAGCGCCGAAGACGAGCUUUUUGGAUCGGAAGAAGCUGUCGCACUUCAAUCCAAAGGUGGCCGAAACAUAG